This is a messenger RNA of Durio zibethinus, 3664 nucleotides long. RefSeq names its product protein DETOXIFICATION 49-like. Lineage: Eukaryota; Viridiplantae; Streptophyta; Magnoliopsida; Malvales; Malvaceae. Gene Ontology annotation, cellular component: membrane. Gene Ontology annotation, molecular function: antiporter activity; xenobiotic transmembrane transporter activity. The record is from RefSeq and is a predicted model, not a curated record. Gene Ontology annotation, biological process: xenobiotic detoxification by transmembrane export across the plasma membrane.
GAUGCCUGUUUUAUGGUGGAUGGUUUUCUUACACUAUAGUUUUAUAAGCACUCAAAUUGCUUAUUAAGAUAGAAAUUAGAAUUAAACAAAAUAAAUCAUCAUGCAAAAAACCCUCAUGUGAUCUGAAGAAAAAAAGGGUGAAGCCAAUACAAAAGAAUAAAAGCAUAGAAAAAUAAUUGAUUGACUUUUUCUAGGCCUCGAUUUCAAGAAAUUUUGGACAUAAACUUGUGACAAUAUCUCGAGCCAUGAGUUCCCUUUGUCACAUAGCGGUUGGCUGAACUUUCAUGUUACUCUUUUGCUAAUCCUAACUUUCAAAAUUUGUUGUUUCCGUGGGCGUGUCCGAGGGGGCAGAUGAUGGCUUCCAAGGACGAAGAAGAUGAUGACGAUCAAGACAAAAAAGAGACGUGUACAAAGGCUAACAUCGACAUGUAUAUCGCGCGCGCAUGCCACCGUCCCAAGCAGCUGUUUGCUAGACCAUUCAUAGAACUUUUGGUUGAAAAGUUGGGUGCCAUUGCGAGACUGCAUCGUCGACAUGUAGCCGACCGUGCUCCAAGACAAAAUCUUAGGGAUACAUUUUAUACCCUAGCCUCAUAUUGAUAACAUUUUAGAAAACAUUUUGCACAAAAGAUUUAAAAAUUUUUAAAGCAGCCAAUCCAUUAGUACAAUAAAGAUAAGAUAGAUUUUUUUUGGCCGGAAAAGCUAAGAUAGUUUAGUUGUUGCCUAAGCAACAAAACAGAAGAGGUUGAACAAGUAAGUCAAAACUCAUGUGUGCAAUUGGGUCCACAGAUAACCGUCCAAAUAUUUAUUUUGUCAAUUCUCAACCAAAAACGUUCUUUGGGAACCCUUAAAAAGAGAAAACAUAACCAAUAAUCAAUUAAAAGUUGAGGGUUAAACGCUUUGUCCCCUUAAUUAAAGAAAUUAAAGGCUAAAAUAAAAGGUUGAAGGUUAAAUGUUUUGUACCCCAAUUAAAGAAAGGAAUUAAAGGCUAAAAGUUUAAACAGAUAUCAUAAAUUCUUGACACUUGUGAAGCAUUUUGUGCAGCAAACAGCAAGUUUUGAGGUAGAGGUGUCGAGACCUGAGCGAUUGAUUUGUCAUUUGCAGGCCCAAGGUCAACAGUGAAUCUCUUGGUCGGUCAUAAAUGGAGGGAGCUUGGAAAUUUGGUUGGAAUGUUUCUAAAAGGAAUUUCAGUUGGAAAUUGAGGUCAAUGUGUCAACUUUUUUCCUUCUUUUCUUAGUUUAUAAAAGGCCUCGUGGAUUGGGUGGACUAGCACCCUUUGUGUAGAGAGAUUAAAACCCCCCUUUUAAAAACCACGAAGUCUUAAAAUCUUAGCAGCCACCCCAUUAGCUAUCUCUCAUUCAUACUAUACCCAAAUUCCCCUCUGGGUUUUACCCUACGUGUCUCUUUUUUUCUUUCUCUUCACAGAAGUCCAGAAUCAUGUGCUGCUUUCCCUCCUCUUGCAAACAGAGUGUGGACCACGAAAAUCUUACUUCAAUCAAAGUACAGGAAACAGACAUGUUAACUCCUUUGAACCCCAAGAACCCAACAGAACACAAACAAGACCAGAAUUCAGAAAAGACUUGUCUGUCUCUUGUAAUUGGAGAAGCAAAAUGCAUAGCCAACAUAGCUUUUCCGAUGGUACUAACAGGGCUUUUGCUCUAUUCUCGCUCCAUGAUUUCGAUGUUGUUUCUUGGCCGUCUAGGUGAGCUCGCUUUGGCCGGUGGCUCGCUUGCUAUUGGAUUUGCUAACAUCACUGGAUACUCAGUUCUCUCUGGCCUAGCCAUGGGAAUGGAACCCAUCUGUGGCCAAGCUUUUGGUGCCAAAAGAUACAAACUUCUUGGCCUCACCAUGCAAAGAAUGAUACUUCUGCUUCUAUUGACUUCAAUCGUUAUAGCGUCUUUAUGGUUCAACAUGAAAAAUAUCCUUCUCUUUUGCGGUCAAGAUGAAAAUAUUGCCAAUGAAGCUCAAUCCUACAUUCUUUAUUCUCUACCCGACCUUCUAGCACAAUCCGUUUUACAUCCUUUGCGUACAUAUUUGAGGACUCAGUCUAUAACUCUGCCUCUGACAUACUGUUCUACUCUGGCUGUUCUUCUCCACAUUCCCAUUAACUACCUUCUUGUUUCUGUGCUCAACCUUGGAAUCAAAGGCGUUGCUUUAGGCUCCAUUUGGACGAAUUUCAAUCUCGUAGGUUCAUUGAUCGUUUACGUUAAAAUCUCCGGGGCGUGCAAGAAAACUUGGGGUGGAAUUUCCUCAGAAUGCUUGAAAGGUUGGAAAUAUUUAUUGAAUUUAUCCAUUCCAAGCUGCAUUUCAGUUUGCCUGGAAUGGUGGUGGUAUGAAAUCAUGAUUUUGCUAUGUGGAUUGUUGUUAAAUCCACAGGCAACCGUUGCUUCAAUGGGCAUUUUGAUUCAAACCACAUCUUUGAUAUACAUUUUCCCAUCUUCCUUAAGUUUUGGUGUGUCAACAAGAGUUGGAAAUGAACUUGGAGCUAACAAUCCAAAGAAAGCAAGACUGGCUGCAAUCGUUGGCCUCUCGUCGAGCUCCAUACUAGGACUUUCAGCAUUGGUUUUCGCUAUACUGGUAAGAAAAAAUUGGGCUACCAUGUUCACCGAUGACCCAGAAAUCAUUGCCUUAACAUCAAUGGUUUUGCCUAUACUUGGACUUUGUGAGCUAGGAAACUGCCCACAAACAACAGGCUGUGGAGUUUUAAGGGGAACCGCAAGACCAAAAUUGGGAGCAAACAUCAACCUGGGUUGCUUCUACCUGGUAGGCAUGCCAAUUGCAGUAUGGUUGAGUUUCUUUGCCGGGUUUGAUUUCAAAGGUCUUUGGCUUGGUCUUCUAGCCGCCCAAGCCUCAUGUGUGGUGACCAUGUUGUUCAUUGUGACAAGUACAGAUUGGGAAUUUCAAGCCUGGAGGGCGCAGGAACUUACCAGAGCCAUUCCUAUGGAUGAUGCUGGCCAUACCAAUCAGGAUGGAACAUUAAAAGUUGAUUCUGAUUCCCAAGAAUCUACAGGAAUAUUACAUGACAUAAAGCAAAACAACUUACCUGUUUGAUUUGGAACAGAAGGGGUUGAUUUUUCUAACCAAUUUUUUUCAUGUAAAUUUGAUCAAAACAUUAGCACUGUACCUUUAAUAACGUCCAAUUCAUGUAAAGUAUUAAGCGGGGACGGAAUUGAAAUUUAAGGAUAAAUAAGUUGGCACAGACUUUGUUUUCUGCAUUGUUCUCUUGUUUCAGAAUAGAAAAGAAAAACAGAGCGUAGAUUUUGUUGGCAAAAAGGUACAAGUUUUUAAGCGGGCAAUGUUUGUUCUGUCAUUUUGUAUGGAAGCGCCUUGAGCUGUGCGUAACAAUUUCCUCAAACGGGUAUCAGAGGAUCAACAUCGUAAUUGGAGCGUAGGAGUCCAUGGUGGAAAAUGGCACGUGGGGAUUUCGUUUUAAACACUCAUGUCGGCUGCUUGGAAUCCAACGUGCCAGUGCCCGUGCCCAACCGGUCACCAUUUUCACUGCCGACUCCGUGAAUCACUCUUUCUGCCUUAAACGUGGAUUAUUUGAACAAAGUCACUCCAUCUCAUAAAUCGAUUACAGUAACUUUAGAUAAUAAAAAGUUGAGUUUAAAAAAACAUUUUUUUAUCAGAAAAUUUAAAAGUAAGAGAAGUUACCUCAUUUUUAAAA